Polyodon spathula (Mississippi paddlefish) is the source of this 3515-nucleotide messenger RNA. RefSeq names its product protein bicaudal D homolog 1-like. Gene Ontology annotation, biological process: microtubule anchoring at microtubule organizing center; regulation of microtubule cytoskeleton organization; positive regulation of receptor-mediated endocytosis. The coding region runs from base 22 to 2088 and encodes 688 amino acids. Gene Ontology annotation, molecular function: dynactin binding; dynein intermediate chain binding; dynein complex binding. Lineage: Eukaryota; Metazoa; Chordata; Actinopteri; Acipenseriformes; Polyodontidae. Gene Ontology annotation, cellular component: Golgi apparatus; cytosol. The record is from RefSeq and is a predicted model, not a curated record. The transcript is spliced from 7 exons.
CUUGAGCUGCAGAGAACUCGUAUGAAGGAUGAGAUUCGAGAGUACAAGUUUCGGGAGACGAGGCUCCUGCAGGACUACACAGAGCUGGAGGAGGAGAACAUCAUGUUGCAGAAACUGGUCUCCACCCUCAAGCAGAACCAGGUAGAGUACGAAGGGCUGAAGCACGAGAUCAAAUGCCUGGAGGAGGAGACGGUGCUUCUCAAUAGCCAGCUGGAAGACGCGCUGCGCCUGAAGGAGAUCUCGGAGAGCCAGCUGGAGGAAGCCCUGGACACACUGAAGAACGAGCGUGAGCAGAAGAACAACCUGCGCAAGGAGCUAUCGCAGUACAUCAGCAUGAGCAACAGCAUGUACAGCACCCACCUCAGCAUCUCCGUCGAUGGGCUCAAGUUCAACGAGGAGGCCAACAACGGCACGCCCAACAACGAGGACAAGUGCAACGGGCACGUCCACGGCCCGCUGGUCAAGCUUAACGGAGACUACCGGGGCUCCACUUCCAGGAAAGGAGAGGUGCUCCACCCUGUCUCCGACCUCUUCAGCGAACUCAACCUCUCCGAGAUGCAGAAGCUCAAACAGCAGCUGCUACAGGUGGAGCGAGAGAAAUCCAACCUCCUGUCCAACCUCCAGGAGUCUCAAACUCAGCUGGAGCACACCAAGGGGGCUCUGACGGAGCAACAUGAGCGCAUACACCGCUUGACCGAGCACGUCAACUCUAUGAAGACGCUGCAUAGCAACAAGGAGCUCCUGGAGACGGAGAAAUCGUCCUGCGAAGCCUCCCAGGAGGGCCAUGACUACGAAGUGGACAUCAACGGGCUGGAGAUCCUGGAGUGCAAGUACAAGGUGGCCGUCACCGAGGUCAUCGACCUUAAGGCCGAGAUCAAAGCCCUGAAGGAGAAGUACAACAAGUGCUUGGAGAGCUACACGGACGAGAAGACCAAGGGGGAGAGCAAGAUCCAGGUGCUGGACGAGCAGGUGGCCAGGCUGGAGAAGACCAACAAGGAGUGCGAGGAGCAGAUCUCUUGCCUGGAAAGAGAACUGCAGACGGUGAUGGGGAUGGCCAACGAGAACCACAACACCCUCAACACAGCCCAGGAUGAGCUGGUGACCUUUAGCGAGGAGCUGGCCCAGCUCUACCAUCACGUCUGCCUUUGCAACAAUGAGACGCCCAACAGGGUGAUGCUAGACUAUUACAGGCAGAGCCGAGUGACCCGCAGCGGGAGCCUAAAAGGGUCUGAUGACCCCAGGGGACUUUUAUCUCCACGGCUGGCACGCCGGGUCAUGGUGACCCCAUCGGAACACAGGAAUCCAGUUGAACAAGCUCCAAAGGACACCAGCGAAGCCAGCAAAGAGCAAAGCCAGAGUCCCACUCGGACCCCCAUAGUUUCCCCCGUGAUAACCGCCCCGCCCUCCUCUCCUGUCACAGAGUCCACCGACCUCCGCAAGGAGCCUAUGAACAUUUACAACCUCAACGCCAUCAUCCGAGACCAGAUCAAGCACCUGCAGAAAGCCGUGGACCGGUCCCUCCUGCUCUCUAGACAGCGCGCAGCGGCGAGGGAGCUGGCCCCCAUGAUCGAUAAAGACAAGGAGGCGGUGAUGGAAGAGAUCCUAAAGUUAAAAUCGCUGCUUAGCACAAAGCGGGAGCAGAUAGCCACAUUGCGCUUAGUCCUGAAAGCCAACAAACAGACAGCUGAAAUUGCUCUCGCCAACCUGAAAAGCAAAUAUGAAAACGAGACGUCAAUGGUGAUGGAAACCAUGGUGAAACUCCGAAACGAGCUGAAGGCCUUGAAGGAAGAUGCGGCCACCUUCUCCUCCCUGAGAGCCAUGUUUGCCACCAGGUGUGAUGAGUACGUCACCCAGCUGGAUGAGAUGCAGAGGCAGCUGGCCGCAGCGGAGGAUGAGAAGAAGACCCUGAAUUCUCUGCUCCGCAUAGCCAUCCAGCAGAAACUGGCCCUGACCCAGCGGCUGGAGGACCUGGAGUUCGACCACGAGCAGACGCGCCGCACCAAGGGCAAGGCCACCAAGAUCAAGAGCAGCACCCCCAAAAUUGUCAGCAGCCUACUGCCUCAAUAUCGCCACUCUCCCCACAACUAAGGCGAGGGCCGAAAUCUCAAACAGCCAGUCCUAGUGUACCGGUAGGUCUUCAGGAAGAACAGGCGCAUCCCAGCUCCCCGUGUGUACCCCUCAACUGCCUGUCUAAGCCUCCUCCCCACCCCUAGCCCUGUGCACAGCUCAGCCAGAGAACAGCGCCCAGGAGCCCCAUGAGGAGGGCUGUGCCACUGACCAGCCAGAAGGGCUUCCAUGCUCUAUAGCAUAGUGACGUCAAGCUCAAACUACCUGCCAACCUAAAGACUGAAGCUGUACGAGAAGCUGAAAAGACACAUGCACAGAGGCGGCACAGGGCUUAUCCAGGAAGACUUUAUUUGAAAUAACCUGUUUAUUUAUUUAUUUAUUAUUUAUCUAUCUAUUUAUUUCUGACCUUCAAUAGAAACACGUGGAGAAACACAGACCGGACCUUCCCUCCUUGAUCUGAGCUGCAGUAAGGGACUUCUUCAGAACUUGAAUCAGGCAUGCCAGGUGAAAGAAGUGUUUAUGAAGCUUAUGGGUCCAAUUACGCAGUAGGAGUCACCAGACAUAAGGCUCGGAUCUGUCAUCUGUCACCAGAAAUAAGGCUCGGAUUAAAUCAAAAUUAAGCCAGCGCCAUUGCCAUUAUAAAGUAUUGCUAUGGCAGCGCCAUAAACUUUGAUUUGAUUUAGGCCCAUGUUGUUAUUGCUUGUAAAACCUUGCACACAGCAGUGUUCCAUGUAAAUAAACUUGUCAAAGGUACCAAACAUGAAAACCUACAGUGAAAUAAUGAAUAAUACUUUAAAAACUGUUCAAUGACUUGUUAUCCCAUGAAUAAGGGAUUAAUUCAACAACAAACCUGGGUAGCAUCUUAUAUUCCCAGAUAAGAUAUGAUUUAAAACCGGCAAACCACGCGCACAUCUCUCCCUCGAUUGUUCAUUUAGUUGUUCAAACAGGGAACAAAAUAAUCUCCACCCGUAUCAGAUUUUGGAUCGCUCAAACAAACGGAUCGACGUCUGUAAUUACUCCAUAGCUACUUCCAACUGGACCCUGCUGCGCAGACGGUAUUGUGAUUAACUAUGAAAAGAUCUGUAUAUUACACAGGGUUAUUUCAACAUACAUGAAAACUUUGACCUUCGUUUACAAUCCAAACUGCAACCAGAGUUUAAACUUCCCAAUGUCAUAGCGGAACAAUGUGAGAUCUACUUCCACUGUGCAGAUGGACACUUUGCAGAUUCAAUGACAAGCGUUUCGACCAUCAGUCUGGUAGACUUGUUAAAAAAUGUUUGUCGUUGAAUUCUUUAGGUUUCUUUUAGCAUUUCUAAAUUGACCUUUUGAUGAGUGUUUUGUAUUUGUGGAUCAGGUGAAACUUAUCAGGGAAAGACAGACAGUGUUGCUUUACUUGCAAUGUUAAGAGUUCUGUAAUUCUGCCUCUUAGAUGGUUAUGUACAACAGGU